AUGGCUUGUGAGAAGAAUGCAGGGUGUAAAAGCGCUAAAGGAGUGCCGUGGAGCCACAGAGAAAGGCAGGAAGCGAAGAUGAAAAGGUGGAUUCAAAGGUGGUAUUUUACUGAUGAUGAUAGUGACGAUAACAACGCUGAUGAUGAUUAUGAUGAUGAUGAUAACGAUGAUGAUGAUAGAAAAUUUUGGAGAAAAAGGAUUGAUGAUAGCUCGAAAGAGGAACAAAAGAGUAAAUGA
Enterobius vermicularis (human pinworm) is the source of this 237-nucleotide messenger RNA. The record is from the annotation of a GenBank genome assembly. NCBI's taxonomy places the organism in Eukaryota, Metazoa, Nematoda, Chromadorea, Rhabditida, Oxyuridae.